Molecule: messenger RNA, 508 nt
Organism: Apis cerana (Asiatic honeybee)
Lineage: Eukaryota; Metazoa; Arthropoda; Insecta; Hymenoptera; Apidae
Gene: UK114
Product: reactive intermediate imine deaminase A homolog UK114
Cellular component (GO): mitochondrion; cytosol
Molecular function (GO): deaminase activity
Source: RefSeq, a predicted model, not a curated record
GUUUAUCAAUAUAAAAUAUUCAUAAUAAAAGGAAGAAGAAUACGUAGUGAAACAGUUUCAAUCAAUUAAUAAAUAUAUUCAAAUUAAAAUGGCAUCACAGAAAACUAUAAGAAAAAUAAUAUCAUCUCCAUUAUGUCCAAAACCUGUUGGACCAUAUAACCAAGCUAUACUCGUAAAUCAUACUUUGUAUUUGUCUGGAAUUCUUGGUAUUGAUGUUAAAACUGAAAAACUUGUUAGUGGAGGUACUGUUGCAGAAACUCGUCAAGCUCUUCUAAAUAUGGGACAUAUUUUAAAAGAAGCUGGAUCUAAUUAUAAUAAAGGUUAUAUUAUUAAAACAACAAUUUUCUUACAAGAUAUUAAUGAUUUCACUGAUGUAAAUGAAGUUUACAAAGAAUUUUUCAAGGAAAAUUAUCCAGCUAGGUCUACAUUUCAAGUUGGAAAAUUACCAAUGGCAGCACAACUUGAAAUUGAAGCUAUUGCCAUUACUGAUGAAGUAGAAACAAUUUGA